Molecule: messenger RNA, 1706 nt
Organism: Scylla paramamosain (green mud crab)
Lineage: Eukaryota; Metazoa; Arthropoda; Malacostraca; Decapoda; Portunidae
Gene: Got2
Product: aspartate aminotransferase, mitochondrial-like
Exons: 10
Coding region: 235-1515 (426 amino acids)
Biological process (GO): biosynthetic process; L-aspartate catabolic process
Cellular component (GO): mitochondrion
Molecular function (GO): L-aspartate:2-oxoglutarate transaminase activity; pyridoxal phosphate binding
Source: RefSeq, a predicted model, not a curated record
CACACACACGCACACACACACACAAAACAUCCCUGAUUGUCUUGCCGAGGUAAAUUCAGACUUAUACAGUUUAUUUAGUACAUUAAAUUGUCUAUAUAGAGUGAAAAUAGAGUUAAAGGCCGUGAGAGCAGCGGGUGUGUGGGCGCCUCGGCCGGACCUUUAUAGCCUACCUCCCUGGCCGGCCCAGCAGUCGCUCUGUGUUGUCCGGUGUCAGCUGGUUACGUCCCAGGCAUUAUGGCGCUCUCUAACCCUUGCCGGCUGGCCCUUGGCAAAAACAAGCUCUGGACUCCACAUGUGUACUCCAGGGCAAGCUCAUGGUGGUCUGGGGUGGAGAUGGGGCCCCCAGACGCCAUCCUGGGUGUGACUGAGGCCUUCAAGCGGGACACUAACCCAAAAAAGAUAAACCUUGGAGUGGGUGCCUACCGAGAUGAUAAUGGCAAGCCUUUUGUUUUGCCCUCAGUCAGGAAGGCUGAAGAAUUUAUUGUCAGCCAAAAGUUGGACAAAGAAUACUUGCCCAUAUCAGGCAAUGCUGAAUUUUGCAAGGAAGCAAUCAAGCUGGCACUUGGUGACAACAAUCCAGUACUUGCUGAUGGACUGAAUGUGACAGUUCAGGGAAUUUCUGGAACUGGUGCCCUCAGGAUUGGGUCUGCCUUUCUGUCAAAGUUCUUCCCAGGUCCAAAGAAUGUGUGGUUACCAAGCCCAACAUGGGGCAACCAUGUGCCCAUCUUCAAGCAUGUUAACAUGGAUGUUCAGCAUUAUAGAUAUUACGAUCCCAAGACCUCCGGUUUUGAUUUCGCUGGAGCGCUGGAAGAUAUAUCAAAAAUACCAGAGGGAAGCUUGAUUAUGCUGCAUGCCUGUGCCCACAAUCCAACUGGUGUUGAUCCCAAGCCUGAGCAGUGGGAUGAAAUGAGCAAGAUCAUUAAGGAUAAGAAGCUCCUACCCUUCUUUGAUAUGGCUUAUCAGGGCUUUGCAUCUGGAGAUAUUGCUAAAGAUGCCUAUGCUGUUAGAAAGUUCUUGGAAGAUGGCCACAGAAUUUGCUUGUCACAGUCUUUCUCCAAAAACAUGGGAUUAUAUGGUGAGAGAGCUGGAGCAUUCUCAAUUAUAUGCCAUGACAAAGAUGAAGCUGCACGUGUCAUGUCUCAGGUGAAGAUUCUCAUCAGACCCUUGUACUCCAAUCCCCCACUUCAUGGUUCACGCAUCGUUGCAACAAUCCUCACAAACCCUGAGCUCUGUGCCAUCUGGGCAGAGGAUGUGAAAGGUAUGGCUGAUCGCAUCAUUUCCAUGAGGGAGAAGCUGAAAUCCAAUCUUGCCAAAGAGGGGUCUGUCAAGGAUUGGUCCCACAUCACUGACCAGAUUGGCAUGUUCUGCUUUACUGGAAUGACACCACAGCAGGUGGAGAAGCUGACAAAUGAGUACUCUGUUUACCUUACCAAAGAUGGACGCAUCUCUGUAGCAGGUAUUGCUACCACAAAUGUUGAAUACCUUGCUCACGCUAUGCACCAAGUCACGAAAUAGUGCAGCAGUACAGUGUUGGGAGUGCUUUCCUUAGAAAAUGUUAAUAUGUGUAAUUGGUCUAGGUGAAGUGCUGUAAAAUAUGUAUACAUAUGAUAAUUCUGUAGGUUAUUGUUGAUGAAAAUGUAGUAAUAUAAAGAGAAAAAACCUGGUGUAAUGAAUUCAGUCAUUAAUAAAAAAAAUUAAGGUUAAAA